Molecule: messenger RNA, 2366 nt
Organism: Marmota flaviventris (yellow-bellied marmot)
Lineage: Eukaryota; Metazoa; Chordata; Mammalia; Rodentia; Sciuridae
Gene: Mmel1
Product: membrane metalloendopeptidase like 1
Biological process (GO): protein processing
Cellular component (GO): plasma membrane
Molecular function (GO): metalloendopeptidase activity
Source: RefSeq, a predicted model, not a curated record
AUGGGGAAGUCGGAAAGCCCAGUGGGGAUGGAGAGAGCCAGCCCACCCGCGCAGAAGCGCAGAGGCUUCCUAGAGUGGGCGCUGCUGCUGCUGGUGACAGCAGCCCUGGUGGUCCUGGGCAUCCUCUACAGCAGAGGGAAGCAGCUGCCCCCCUUUACUAGCCGGCCGUACUUCUCCCAGGAAGAGACGACCACCAUAAAACGAAAACCCCGAGCCAUCAAAGAGUCCUCGCCUUCGGAGGUCUGCACCACCUCGGGCUGCGUGAUGGCAGCUGCUAGGAUCCUGCAGAACAUGGACCCAACCAAGGAGCCCUGUGACGACUUCUACCAGUACGCCUGCGGAGGCUGGCUGCGGCGUCACGUGAUCCCCGAGACCAGCUCGCGGUACAGCGUCUUCGACAUCCUGCGCGAUGAGCUGGAGGUCAUCCUCAAAGGUGUGCUGGAGAAGUCCACUGACAAGGACCGGCCCGCAGUGGAGAAGGCCAAGAUGCUGUACCGCUCCUGCAUGAACAAGAGCGUGAUAGAGAAACGAGACUCUCGGCCCCUGUUGGACGUCCUAGAGACCGUGGGAGGGUGGCCAGUGAUCAUGGACAAAUGGAAUGAGACCAAAGGCCCCCAGUGGAAGCUGGAGCAGCAGCUGGCCCUGAUGAACGCUCAGUUCAACAGGCGCAUCCUCAUCGACCUCUUCAUCUGGAAUGACGACCAGAACUCCAGCCGCCACAUCAUCUACAUAGACCAGCCCACCUUGGGCAUGCCCUCCCGGGAGUACUACUUCAGCGAGGGUGACAGCAAGAAGGUGCGGGAAGCCUACCUGCAGUUCAUGAUAUCGGUGGCCACCAUGCUGCGGAAGGACAAGAAGCUCCCCAAGGACAACAAGCUAGUGCGGAAGGACAUGACGCAGGUGCUGGAGCUGGAGACGCACCUGGCCAACGCCACAGUGCCCCAGGAGGAGAGACACGACGUCACGGCCCUGUACCACAGGAUGAACCUGAAAGACCUCCAGCACAAGUUUUCCCUGAAGGGAUUCAACUGGACUCUGUUCAUACAGUCCGUGCUGUCCUCGGUCAAGAUCAUGCUGCUGCCCAAUGAGGAGGUGGUGGUCUAUGGCGUUCCUUACCUGCAGAACCUCGAAGAGGUCAUCCACAUGUACCCUCCCAGGACCAUGCAGAACUACCUGGUCUGGCGCCUGGUGCUGGAUCGCAUCAGCACCCUGAGCCAGCGAUUCAAGGACGCGCGCGGGAGCUAUCGCAAGGCGCUGUACGGCACCACGGUGAAGGAGGUGCGCUGGCAGGAGUGCGUGGGCUACGUGAACAGCAACAUGGAGAGCGCCGUGGGCUCCCUCUACGUCAAGAAGGCCUUCUCCAAGGACAGCAAGAACAUGGUCAAAGAACUCAUCAACAAGGUGCGGGCUGUGUUUGUGGAGACCCUGGAUGAGCUGAACUGGAUGGACGAGGAGUCUAAGAAGAAGGCCCAGGAGAAGGCCAUGGGCAUCCAGGAGCAGAUCGGCUACCCAGACUACAUCCUGGAGGGGAACAAGCGCUUGGACGAGGAGUAUUCCAGCCUGAACUUCUCAGAGGACCUGUACUUUGAGAAUGGGCUACAGAACCUCAAGGCCAAUGCCCACAGGAGCCUCAAGAAGCUUCGGGAACAGGUGGACCAGAAUCUCUGGAUCAUCGGGGCUGCCGUGGUCAACGCAUUCUACUCUCCAAACCGAAACCAGAUUGUUUUCCCUGCUGGGAUCCUCCAGCCACCCUUCUUCAGCAAGGAACAGCCGCAGGCCCUGAACUUCGGGGGCAUCGGGAUGGUGAUUGGGCACGAGAUCACACAUGGCUUUGAUGACAACGGCCGGAACUUCGACAAGAACGGCAACAUGCUGGACUGGUGGAGCAACUUCUCGGCCUGGCACUUCCGGAAGCAGUCGGAGUGCAUGGUCUACCAGUACAGCAACUACACCUGGGACCUGGCUGACAAGCAGAACGUGAACGGAUACAGCACCCUGGGGGAGAACAUCGCGGACAACGGAGGAGUGCGGCAGGCGUACAAGGCUUACUUAAAGUGGACCAAGGAGGGCGGCAAGGACCAGCAACUACCAGGACUGAAGCUGACCUGCAAUCAGCUCUUCUUCGUCAACUACGCCCAGGUGUGGUGCGGGUCCUACCGGCCUGAGUUUGCCAUCCAGUCCAUCAAGACUGACGUCCACAGUCCCCUGAAGUACAGGGUGCUGGGCUCAUUGCAGAACCUGGCUGCCUUCGCUGACACCUUCCACUGCACCCAGGGGUCCCGCAUGUACCCCAAGAAGCGAUGCCGCGUCUGGUAGCCAAGGCUGAAGCACACUGUGCGGUCCACACCCACCCGCUGCCCAGAGGC